AUGAACAACGAGCAUGGGAGGUGGCUUUACUAUCAUCAAUCCACCAGGCCAAGCUCUCGCCAAUCCACGAUGACAAGGCUAUGGCAAAAUCCGUACCUGGAAAAACAACAGCUGCGCAAGGAAGACAAUGGCGAAUUUGAUACGUUCUAUUACGGCGAUGCAGAAGUGCCAGACAAGCGCCAUGUAUAUCCCCUGCAGUGGAACAGACCGCGCGGCCCCCCUUUACCCCAAUUUGUGCCACAACGACUGAAAGAUCUGCGGUCAUCAAUCGACAAGGUUAAUCGGGCGAUCUCUAACCUUACCAAACCCAAGACUCGAAGCACGAUGGGUGCCAGCCAGAAGAAACGCUUUUUUUUCAAGCUUAGUGACGAUGAAGAUGAAGACACCAGACAACUCACAUUGCCUGACAACCUCUCACUCUACCUGGACUGGGUAGCUUAUAGACACGCAGUUUGGGAUGCUGCUGGUCUUCCCGGGCCAGAUGAGGACCUACUCGAAAAGUACAAUCUCCCUCAGCAUAUUGGCAGUGAUAGCACUGCAUGGCCAGCAUCUCUUAAACAGUUGGAAGUGACGAAUUUAAGGAUUGAUGAGGAUCCCACGGCCUUCCCAUGGGGCAAACCAGCAACCGCGCUGCAACGCACCCUAGCAAAAGCACCAGGAUAUACCAAGGACUCAUUGUUUAGCCACAAAGCGAUGAGGGCACUUAUACGCAUCGAACAGUGCUACUUCACCUGUAAUGCCACCGACAGGGCAGCACUUUCAUCGAAAGGCGUUGAUGAUUGGGCAAUGACUGCCAAGGGCAGGACAUACGUGAUGGAAGCUCUCGAACAACUUGGUGCAACAAAGAAACACACCCCACCUUCUUUGCAUGAUACAUUACAACCCUCCUUGUGGCUCCAUCCUUUUGGGCAUGUGUUCUUUUCUCCCUUGUCUUAUAAGGCACCUUGA
This is a messenger RNA of Aspergillus pseudoviridinutans, 948 nucleotides long. RefSeq lists its product as uncharacterized. The coding region runs from base 1 to 948 and encodes 315 amino acids. The record is from RefSeq and is a predicted model, not a curated record. The transcript has a single exon. NCBI's taxonomy places the organism in Eukaryota, Fungi, Ascomycota, Eurotiomycetes, Eurotiales, Aspergillaceae.